AUGGGUAAAUCACCUCGCCGCCAAACUUCAGUUAAUUCGCCAAAUAUGGAUACCGGUGCUUCUACGUCAUCAGCAUCAAAACCCAGCCAGGGUAGCAGUGCAUCAGCCACCGUCAAUAUAGCCAGUGAUUUACCAGCCGCCCCUACAGCCACCGGAGCCACCACUCGAUCAUCUUCAGCCGCUGCCAUUGCGCGUCAGGAAAACGUGAUUGCGGCUCUACAAAAACGAAUCGCCAUGCUUGAGAUGAGUUUAUCGGCCUCUCAAACCCAGUCACGUGGUGAAGCGCUCAACGUGGGUACAUCCAACAACAAUGUCGCCGCCGAAGUUUCGUCGAGGAUAGCAACACAAUUGCCGGAAUCGCAGCAGCCAGCUAUUGCCAACUGUACAGUACCGUUGUCGCAACCUACCGAUAUCCGUUACACGCCGCCGUUAUUUGCAGCAAGUACCGCUGCUGCAAACCACAUGUACAGUUCAACUAUUUUUACGCCUUCGAUCCAUUCUAAUUCGACGACAAUGCCUACGUUUGUUAAUACAAGUGCAACAUCUACACAGUCAUCGAGUUUGCCGAGAAAAUUGCAGGAAUUGCCCGAAUUUUGUGGAAAGCCGGAAGAUUGGCCAAUAUUUUAUACGGCUUAUAUAGAGUCAACUGCAAUUUAUGGUUAUAGCAAUUAUGAGAACAAUCAACGUUUGUUAAAGUGCCUGAAAGGUUACGCACGUGAAGCGGUCAAGUCACUGUUAAUCCACCCGGACAAUGUCGGUAAUAUAAUUGAUUUAUUAAAAUUUAGAUUUGGGCGCCCCGAGCAGUUGAUCCGCAGCCAGCUGUGUCAGGUGAGGGAAAUCGCACCUAUUUCGGAAAAUGCCAUGCUGAAAAUAAUACCGUUUGCAACAAAGGUAUGUAAUAUUUGUGUAUUUUUACAAUCUGCUCAUGGUGGUGAAUUGCAUUUGUCAAAUCCUACGUUACUCGACGAACUUGUUUCAAAAUUGCCUUUGAGCAAACGUGUCGAAUGGGCCAGCUUCGCAGCGCUUAUUCAGCCUCAUGCAACAGUGAAACAUUUUAGUGAUUGGCUAUCAAAAUUAGCUAAUAUAAUUUGUACGGUUUGUGAAGACCCUUAUAAGGAUUCGAAGUGCCGCAUGGUUCUACAUACAGUUGAGCCACAACGAUCAGUGAGAUGUCCAAUUUGUCAGGAGCAACACAAGGUAGCAGAGUGUGCGCGUUUUGUAGAAUAUUCAGUGCCGAGAAGAUGGGCAGAAGUGAAACGACGUCGUUUGUGUUUUGCUUGUCUCAAUUUAGGCCACUGUGCAAGCAAUUGUCAUCGACGCAGGUUAUGUUCAAUUGAUGGUUGCCGGAGAGUGCAUCAUAAGCUCUUACAUGAAGUCGCGGAGAACGUUUCCAAUUCGUCAGGACAGUCAACUCCAACUUUCUCCGCUACGAAUAUACAAGGUAAUCGUAAGCCUACAUCACCAAGUCGUUCACUCAACAGCCAGCAGACAUCACUUGAAGCAAGAUCAGCAGUUCUGAGUUGCAGUUCCACUGAAAGCAAGCUCCUCUUCCGUAUUUUACCGGUCACCGUAUACGGAAAUAACAGACGUGUUGAUACUUACGCACUGCUGGACGAAGGUUCAUCCAUCACGAUGAUUGACAGUGCUCUUGUUCGAGACUUGGGAAUGCGUGGAAUUGAGCAAUCUUUAAAUGUACAGUGGUUUGGAGGACGUGCAGCGCAGGAAUCAGCGUUUGUAGUGGACUUAUUCAUCAGUGGCGCCGGUAUGCAGAAACAGCACAAACUCCGUAACGUGUAUGCUGUGUCGAACCUACAACUUCCUGUACAGAGUUUAAGCAGAGACGAUUUGGGUCAUGAAUAUAGACACGUAAGCCAACUACCGGUACAAUCUUACGCUCAAGUCAGGCCCAAGCUGUUAAUUGGCCUUGACCACUGCCAUUUGGGAUUACCAUCGACGACUGUGAGGGUAAAGGAGCACGGACCAUUCAUUGCUAAUACAGAGUUGGGUUGGGUUGUAUUCGGCCCCACAUCUUCUACACAACCGUCCCUAGUAGCGUGUUUAUGCGUGAAUAGUCAAGCUGAUCAGAGACUUCACAAUAUGGUAUCUAACUUUUUCGAAAUUGAGAGUUUUGGUGUUAGAGCUGCACCGCCAAUAGAGAGUGAAGCAGACAUCCGUGCCAGAGAUGUCUUGAAGUCUACCACAUGCCGCGUAGACGGACGUUUUAAAACGGGUCUUAUAUGGAAAAGUAACAAAGUUAAUUUACCUGACAGCUACAAUAUGGCGUUGAAACGAUUAAUCAGUGUAGAGCGAAGGAUGCGUCGUGAUGCAGAUUUUGCCGCCGAAUACAAGAACAUCAUGGACUCUUACGUCACAAAGAAGUACGCACGAAAACUGCCGCCAGCAGAAGCUGAAGUAUGUACACCUACAACUUGGUAUUUGCCACACUUUGCCGUUGCUAAUCCCAACAAACCCGGAAAGCUACGUAUGGUUUUUGAUGCCGCUGCUGAGGUAAGUGGAAUCUCCCUCAACUCACAGCUCUUGAAGGGUCCACAAGAAUAUCGCCCAUUGCCGUCGAUAUUAUUUCGUUUUCGUGAGGGUGCAGUUGCCGUGUGUGGAGGCAUCAAAGAAAUGUUCCACCAAGUCCUUAUACAAGAAGAUGACAGAUGUGCACAGCGAUUCCUGUGGCGUGAUGGUAAUGCUACGCAACAGCCGGAUGUUUACGAAAUGUGCGUGAUGACGUUUGGUGCUGCUUGUUCACCAUGUGCUGCAAAUUAUGUAAAAAAAGUUAACGCGUUGGAGCACCAAAAUGAACACGGAACCACGGCCCGUGCAGUAAAAGCAAUAUUGGACCACCAUUAUGUCGAUGACUUCGUUGAUAGCUUCAGUUCGGAAGAGGAAGCGAUUUCCGUGUCAGAGCAGGUCCGAGCGAUUCAUAUGGAUGCUGGGUUCGAGCUUCGCAACUUCACAUCCAAUUCUUCGAAGGUAUUAGCCGCGCUUGGUGGUACUGAUGUUACACGAUCGAUUGGCAAGAAAGAAGGUUUCGUAGGUGAGAAGGUACUAGGCUUAUUUUGGCAGCCAUCAUCGGAUUGUUUCGGCUUCAAACUUAAAUUUCAUAACGUUUCUGAAGCGGUGAUAAAUGGGGAGAGACGCCCUACUAAAAGAGAACUUCUAAGUAUCGUCAUGUCGAUUUUUGACCCUCUUGGGUUUCUAAGCCAUUUCGUCAUUGGGGCCAAGUUACUUAUGCGUGAGCUUUGGAAACACGAUGUCCACUGGAACGACCCAUUGCCAAACGACGUAAACGCUGCUUGGACGAAGUGGCGUAAACAACUAACCGAGAUUGACAAGUAUGCCAUACCUCGUUACUAUUUCAGAAAUGGUGCACCUCAGGUACUUCAACUUCACAUAUUUGUUGAUGCUAGUGAAGAUGCCUUCGCCGCCGUUGCUUAUAUUCGAUCUCAAUUUAUAUCUGGUGAAUUUGAUGUUGCAUUCGUUUGUGCCAAGACAAAAUGUGCGCCAAUGAAAACCCUUACUGUGCCACGCCUCGAACUUCAGGCAGCGGUUUUGGGCACUCGUCUUAUGCAGUGUAUCCGCGACGAACAUUCUCUGAACAUCAAAGAUUGUAUCCUGUGGAGUGACUCAAAAACGGUCAUCAAAUGGAUACAGAGUGAACAUCGUCGUUACAAGCCUUUCGUUCAGCAUAGGAUAGCAGAGAUAUUGGCUUCGACAAGCAUAUCAAAUUGGAGAUGGAUACCCACUAAGCACAAUGUAGCCGAUGAAGCGACGCGAGCAAAUGAUUGUAUCAAUUUUAAUCCAACAGCACGUUGGUCACGGGGGCCUCCGUUCUUACGCCAGAACGAGCAAGAUUGGCCUUCAGAAGACGUAAUAGUUUCUGGAAAUGAUGAACCUGAUGAAGAGCUCCGGCCCAAAUUCGCUUUAGUCAUCGUGAGUUGUAAUUUUAUAGAUUUUAAUAGAUUCUCUUCUUUUCAAAGAUUGGUAAGAACCGUUGCCUGGGUAUUACGCUUUGUCAACCAUUGCCGUCGUCGUACACAGCCAAAUCAAUGUUAUGGUUUAUCAGCCCAAGAAGUGGACAAUGCUAAACGCCUUUUAUGCCGCAUAGUACAACGCGAAGUGUAUGCAGCCGAGUUCCAGUCCAUUGAAAAUGGUCACGACAUUACCCACGACAGUACACUGUUACAACUCUCACCAUAUAUAGACAAAGAAGGUGUUCUUCGAGUACAGGGACGCAUUGACGCCGCCAGCUGGCUUCCAAUCAGCACACGACGUCCUAUUAUUCUACCACCUGGUCAUGCCUUCACAAAAUUAUUGGUGCUACAUCACCAUAGCGCCAUGUGCCACCAAAAUAUAGAAGCAACUAUUGGUGAGAUCCGCCGUAAUUAUUGGGUGCCACGACUAAGAAGUGUGUUGCGCAACGUCAUUGCAAGUUGCAAUGUAUGCCGUUUGAAUAAAGCUACCCCGUCAGCGCCAUGGAUGGGACCGCUUCCGUCGGACAGACUUACUCCUUACGUACGCCCGUUUAGCUACACUGGCCUUGAUUACUUUGGCCCAGUCACUGUGACUGUUCGACGCAGUACCGAGAAGAGAUGGGUUGCGCUCUUUACGUGCCUUACAGUGAGAGCUGUGCACCUAGAACUGGCUCACGAUUUGAGUACUGAUUCCUGUAUUAUUGCCUUACGUAAUUUUGUGAAUAGACGUGGUGCGCCCGUAAGAAUUAGGUCCGACAAUGGAAAGAAUUUCGUUGGCGCCGACCGAGAAGCAAAACGAUUUGCAGAAGUGUUUGACUGCGGUCGCUUACAAAGUGAAUUAUCACAGAAAAACAUCCAGUGGGUGUUUAAUUCCCCAUUUAACCCUUCGGAAGGUGGCGCGUGGGAGAGAAUGGUACAGUGUGUCAAGCGAGUUCUACGUCACACAUUAAAAGAAGUUUCACCAAGAGAGCAUACUCUGAUUAGUUUCCUGAUUGAAGCUGAGAACGUCGUUAACUCUCGCCCACUGACGCAUCUGCCUAUCACUGCCGAUCAAGAACAGCCUCUGACUCCUAACGAUUUCAUUCUGGGAGCAGACAACACGCCCGAGACUCCUAUAGCAGACGCUGACUUGGGAAACACUUGUAUGCUACGCAAGCAGUGGCGCAUCGCGCGUCAAUUGAGGGAUCAUUUUUGGAAGAGGUGGAUUACUGAAUAUCUACCUACAUUGACUCGCCGUGUGAAAUGGUGCCGUAGAACGAAGCCAUUAAAAGAAGGAGAAUUGGUGUUUAUAUGCGAUCCUAACGUUCCACGACGAGAAUGGUGCCGCGGUAGAGUGGAGAAAGUAUACCCUGGAACUGAUGGCGAAGUACGACGAGCAGACAUACGAACUUCCACGGGAGUUAAACAGAGAGCAGUCUCAAAACUAGCCGUUCUGGACAUUGAUGGUGGUGAAUCUGGUUGA
This is a messenger RNA of Bactrocera dorsalis (oriental fruit fly), 5445 nucleotides long. RefSeq lists its product as uncharacterized. The transcript has a single exon. NCBI's taxonomy places the organism in Eukaryota, Metazoa, Arthropoda, Insecta, Diptera, Tephritidae. Gene Ontology annotation, biological process: DNA integration. Gene Ontology annotation, molecular function: nucleic acid binding. The record is from RefSeq and is a predicted model, not a curated record. The coding region runs from base 1 to 5445 and encodes 1814 amino acids.